AUGGCGUCAUGGCCGGUCGCCUUCCUCAGCUUCUGGGCAGUCCUUCGUCCUGGGCCUCUGCCUUUGCCACGCCCCUUCCUCCUCUGGCUAGGCUCCACAGAUUGGCUCCACCAAACCCUCCGCCACCCCACCUCUGCUAGAUCGAUGCGAACAGCAAGCCCCAGCCGAUUAAGCUUGAAGCUGUGGGAGGAGCUCAAGACCGAGCCGGAGUGGCACCAAUUCGGACAAUAUUGCGCCGCCUUUCAAUGGCCCGGUCACAAUCACAUCGUCCAUCUAGCGGUGCUCGUCAUCCUCUAA
Grosmannia clavigera kw1407 is the source of this 297-nucleotide messenger RNA. RefSeq lists its product as uncharacterized. Bases 1 to 297 code for a protein of 98 amino acids. The transcript has a single exon. The record is from RefSeq and is a predicted model, not a curated record. Lineage: Eukaryota; Fungi; Ascomycota; Sordariomycetes; Ophiostomatales; Ophiostomataceae.